Messenger RNA from Zychaea mexicana, 369 nucleotides. RefSeq names its product Prefoldin. The coding region runs from base 1 to 369 and encodes 122 amino acids. Gene Ontology annotation, biological process: protein folding. Gene Ontology annotation, molecular function: protein folding chaperone. The transcript has 3 exons. Gene Ontology annotation, cellular component: prefoldin complex; cytoplasm. NCBI's taxonomy places the organism in Eukaryota, Fungi, Mucoromycota, Mucoromycetes, Mucorales, Lichtheimiaceae. The record is from RefSeq and is a predicted model, not a curated record.
AUGUCGGCCUUGUCAGAUGAUGCCAUCCGAAAGGUGUUUGUCGAAUUGCAAGCAAAGUACGUGGCAAGCACUCAACAAUUGAACACGGUUAAAGCGCAGAUCCAAGCGAGACAACGAGAUCGCAAGAUGGCAGAGCUGACGCGACGCGAACUUGAUACGUUGGAUGCUGAUACCAAGACAUACAAGCCUGUUGGUAAAAUGUUUGUGCAAACGCCUUUGGGCGAAAUGAAGGAUCAAUACGUCAAUCGCAUUAAAGAUUCUGACGAGAAAAUUCAACAACUUGAGAAAUCGCAAAAAUACUGGGAUCGUGCAGCAACUGAUGCCCAAAGCAAUUUAAGAGAUAUCCUUCAGGGACCACGAAACAUGUAA